AUGGGUUCUCAUUCUCAAGAAGACAAGCAGGAGGUGAGCAUCGCGUGUACCAAUGCAGACGCCGAGUGGAAUCACAAUGACGAGUUCAAGUCGUCUUCCGCAGACGCUGCGGACAUGCGGAGGAUGGGAAAGGAGCAACAGCUUGUUAGACAGUUCCGGUUCCUGUCAAUGGCCUCGUUUGUUGCUGUUGCUACUGCUUCAUGGGAAUUCACCGUGUUCAACCUCACUGGAGGCAUAACCAACGGUGGUAGGCCGAUGCUGAUAUACCCCAUGCUCUGGAACAUCGCUGGCUUCUGCCCCAUUUAUCUCAGCGUGGCGGAAAUGGCGAGCAUGGCACCCAUCGCCGGAGCUCAGUACCACUGGGUCAGCGAGUUUGCUCCAGAACGUUUCCAGAGGGUCCUCAGCUAUGCCACCGGGUGGACUUCUACGCUUGCAUGGCAGGCAGGGAAUGCUUCGGGCGUCUUUCUAGUAGCCACAAUUAUCCAGGUUCUGAUUUCCCUACACAACGAGCAGUACACCUUCCCGCAAUGGCAUGCGACUCUCCUAGCCAUGAUGGCCGUCGUGGUCGCGUUACUCGGGAACACAUUUGGCGCAAGAGUCCUGCAUAUGUGGCAGAACGCGGUCUUCGGUUUGCAUAUCCUGGUCUAUCUUGGGUUUAUAAUUCCUAUCUGGGUGAACGCCCCUCGAGCUUCGUCUUCCCAGGUUUGGACUGAGUUUGAAUUCAAUGGCGGAUGGCCUAGUGCUGGCCUGGCGGUGCUCGUCGGGCAGCAAACCUCUAUAUUCACUCAAAUUGGCGUUGAUACGGCGGCUCACAUGGCCGAGGAAGUCAGACAUGCAUCAAAAGCAGUUCCAAAGGCAAUGAUUAGUAUCUGGCUAGUAAACUCGUUCCUGAGCUUCGUGUCAUUCAUUACGGUUGCCUAUCACCUCCCGGACGUUGGAAAGGCGCUCGCUGACCCCACGCUGUAUCCCAUUGUCCAUGUGCUCCGGCAGUCGAUGUCGAAGGAGUGGAUGACAGUGCUUCUCUCGUUUAUCCUCUUCCUCAUAGUCUGCUCCAACAUGACUUAUCUCGCAGCCGUUACUCGGGAUAGCUGGGCGUUUGCGCGUGACCAAGGACUCCCGUUCUCAGACUGGAUAGCGAAGGUCAACAAGAGAUUCCGCAUUCCCUUGAAUGCAAUUGGCGUGACUAGCAUCAUCAGCGGCUUCUUAAGCCUGAUAUACAUCGCUAGCCCCAUUGCAUUCUACGCCAUGGGUUCUCUUAUAACCGUAGCGCUGCUACAGUGUUACUGUCUCAGCAUUGGCUGCAUGCUAUGGCGCCGCAUUGCGCACCCGGAGACCCUACCACCGGCAACAUUCUCCCUUGGAAAGUUUGGAAUUCCUAUCAAUAUCGCGGCAGUCUGCUACUCCUUGUGGGGAUUCUUCUGGACAUUCUGGCCUAUAGGAAGUGAGAUAUCGCCGACCACAUUCAACUGGGCUCCGGUGGUAUUCGUUGCAACGUUGAUAGUUGCGAGUAUUCAUUUUGUGUUUGUGGCACGGAAAAAAUACUUCGGUCCAGUCAUGCACAUUCAAGGCCGAAACAUACGACCGACCCAACACUGA
This is a messenger RNA of Nannizzia gypsea CBS 118893, 1596 nucleotides long. RefSeq lists its product as hypothetical. Bases 1 to 1596 code for a protein of 531 amino acids. Lineage: Eukaryota; Fungi; Ascomycota; Eurotiomycetes; Onygenales; Arthrodermataceae. Gene Ontology annotation, molecular function: transmembrane transporter activity. The record is from RefSeq and is a predicted model, not a curated record. Gene Ontology annotation, biological process: transmembrane transport. The transcript has 3 exons. Gene Ontology annotation, cellular component: membrane.